Messenger RNA from Dreissena polymorpha, 624 nucleotides. RefSeq names its product chitin synthase chs-1-like. Gene Ontology annotation, cellular component: cell septum; cell periphery. The record is from RefSeq and is a predicted model, not a curated record. Bases 85 to 624 code for a protein of 179 amino acids. Gene Ontology annotation, molecular function: chitin synthase activity. The transcript has 5 exons. NCBI's taxonomy places the organism in Eukaryota, Metazoa, Mollusca, Bivalvia, Myida, Dreissenidae.
AUAUUUUAGGUAUUGAAAACCUUCUCUCGAUCCAAAAUUGAACAAGAGCUGAAAAUCAAAAAAAUAGGUCACAUCAAGCGAUUGAUGCAUGCUAUUGCAAAACUGCGGAACCCAACAUCCGGUGAACGUAAGAUUGUUGAGGCACGAAAAGAGCUGGAUAAGUCUAACAUUAAAAAAAUGUGUGAAAGCAACCAGAAAGAGCAUGAUUUUUGGCACAAUUUACUAAACUUGCGUCUUGUGCCUCAGUCCACUGCAUAUGGCCUAGAGAAGGAUCUUAAAAGAGACUUAGCAGAAUUGCGCAAUAAAUGGAUCGCCAUUUUUGCCGUGUUCAAUGCCAUUUGGAUAGUCUUGAUUUACACCCUUGCCACUAAGGGGAAGCUACUCAGUGUCGCAAAUAGUAAUCCAGUCGGUCUGGUGGUACUAGUGAUAUUCAGCUUUGUGAUUUUUAUCCAGUUUAUCGCCAUGAUCAUUCACCGCCUCACGACCGCCACCCACUUUCUAGCACGCGCCCCUUACCGAUAUGGCGACAAAUACAAUGCCGCGUAUGCGCUGAAUGACCGGUAUAGGAGACUUCAGUUUCUUACCUCCCAUGAUUACUUACCGGAAAAUGAUGAGUGUUUUUAA